AUGGCAACUCAAAUUGGAUCAUGUGGUACCUCAGUUGGCAUGCUUUUAUUUCCCCUAAUAAUUGCAUGGCUUCUGGAAACAUUCACUGUCCCAGGGUACUAUUUGAUCCUUGGUGGAAUCUAUUUAAACCUCCUCAUUGCUGGAGCCCUCAUGCAUACACCAAAGUCAAAAGAGGCCAAAAUCAUCGCCGAGAAAAAGGAAGAAAAACUCAUUGCAAACCAAGAAGAGAUGGAAGAAAACCAGACAACUGCUCAAUUUGACAGUAAGAUCUUCUCCCUCCCUGAGUUGUACCUGUACUUGCUCGCUCAAGCGAUCCUGAAUGGUGGAUAUUUUGCUGGAGUCCUCUAUGUCUCCCCCUUUUCCCAAAGUGCUUAUUCCCUGACUCCAGUUACUGCUGCAUCGAUGAUUACUAUCAUGGGCGCUUCCGAACUCGCCUGCAGAAUCCCGAUCGGGAUUUUAUCAGAUAGGGACUGGAUGAAUCGUCAUUAUUUCCUCUGCUUCAAUUGCCUCAACUUGUCCCUAUCAUUCUUUCUACUACCUCUUAUGCCUUCAAAUAUUCAUUUUGCCUUCGUUUGUAUCUAUUCUGGAGCUUUUCAAGGUGGCUGGGGAGGACUUUCUUUUGUAACACUGUCCGAUUUCCUGAAAGUGGUGAAGCUGGAGGGCCAAUUAAUGAGCUGUGUUGGAUUGAGCACUGCUUUUAAUGGAAUCAGCUGUAUGAUUGUGUCUGUUGGAAUGGGUCAAAUUGUCCAGUCAACCGGUAGCUACAUUCUGCCUUUCUACAUCGGUGGAGCUAUGGUCGCCUUAGCUGGAUUGCUUUCUGGUCUCAUUGGAAUCAUUUCUUCAAGAAGAACAGCGAAUGGAUUGUAA
Messenger RNA from Oikopleura dioica, 867 nucleotides. The record is from the annotation of a GenBank genome assembly. NCBI's taxonomy places the organism in Eukaryota, Metazoa, Chordata, Appendicularia, Copelata, Oikopleuridae.